Molecule: messenger RNA, 1606 nt
Organism: Diorhabda carinulata
Lineage: Eukaryota; Metazoa; Arthropoda; Insecta; Coleoptera; Chrysomelidae
Gene: Es2
Product: splicing factor ESS-2 homolog
Exons: 6
Coding region: 66-1541 (491 amino acids)
Cellular component (GO): catalytic step 2 spliceosome
Source: RefSeq, a predicted model, not a curated record
UUCAUUCAUUCUCUCUUUGUUUAUUGACGAAGCGGUACGUUUUUAUAAUAUGGAGUGCGAUAAAUAUGAAUUCCAUGUAUGAUUGUUUUCAAACCAUGAGUGAAACUCCAGAAAAUUCGCCUGGAAGAAAAGCAAUAGAAACCAUGGGGAUUAUUCAUAAAGAUUUAGUGUUUAAAAAACCAAUAGGAACAGCUAAGAAACGAAAAAAGAAAAAAAUAUUGAAUGAAGAAACUUAUGUUGAAGAAAUAAGUAACAUAAUCCAGAGGGAUUUCUUUCCAGAUUUAGAAAAAUUGAAAGCACAAACUGCAUAUUUAGAUGCAAUAGAAUCAAAUGACACUAUAAAACUAAAGGAACUUUAUGCAAAAUAUAGUGGCGGUAUGCGUCCUCCAGAGAGAAUACCAAGUCCUGCUACAUUUGAAACUCCUGCAAAUAUUCAUAAUACACAAUUAGGAAGUGACUCUCCUCAAGAGAAAACUGAAGAUAUAAUAGAUAUAGAAAAAGUGGAAAAAUCUAAAGAUAACAAAUUAAGUCUAGACCAGUAUUUAAAUUCACAUACUUCCCAAGACAAUGAAAGUUUUGAAGAACUUCUUCAAGAAUCUGAACAAAAACGUAGAGAGAAGUAUUCAUAUUUAUUUAACGAAGAAGAAAAGAGUGAACAACAUCAGAAAAAGAUUUUAACAGUACCUUCAAUAGAGCAACAAGCACUACCAAUGAAGAGAGAACUAUGCUUGGAUAUGUGGGGGUAUAAAAACCGAAAUUAUAUUAUGUAUGUACCUGAUGGAGUUGAUCUAACGGAUGAAGAAAUCAUAGAGUUUAACAAAAAAAGGCAAGAAAUAGUUCAUUCUAAUACUAGACUUGCUAUAAAUCCAUUUAAUGAAGUACAGAGUGCUGAAACGAUUAAUGAAUUAGCAAAAUCUCAGGCAAAGGUUUUAGAUGGAAAAAUCGGUGUUGAUGGUAAGGAGCUCCAAAAAUCUGACUCUCCUAAUGUUGGCGGAUAUAGUUUUGUUCGAACUCCAUCUCCAUCACCCAGUUUGCUAGGAACACCAUUAAUGACAUGGGGAGAAAUUGAAGGAACUCCAUUCAGAUUAGAUGGCAGUGAUACUCCGUUACCAAAGAUGCAAGGACCAACGUUUAAAAUGUCAGAACCUCCAAGAAGGGAACAAAUUGCUUUAGCUUUAGCUGAGAAAGUCGGAGAAAAGAAGAAUAUAGAAAAGAAAAAAAAUAUUGAUGCUCAAAGAAAACAAUUUGCUACACCUUCUCCCAGACCAAAUACAUCGGCAAUUGAUAGACUAGCCACUAUGUCUCCAGCAGCUAGAAAAUUAGCAACCUCAAGGCUUAAACUUGGAGUUAGUUCAGAUUUGAGAUCCAUUUAUUCACCAAGUCCAAUUACUAAAAAUAACAAAACUCCAGUUCCUUCCCCAAGAAGGUCUUCCACUCCAUUGGUUAAUGUAAGAAAUAAGAAGACAACUACUGAAGUAUCUACAGAUGAUUUACUGAAGAUUCAAUUACCUAAACGGAAAAAAGCAGCAGAUUUCUUUUAGAAUUUUUAGAAUGAUAUUGAAGUUAUUUGUAUAUAUGUUGUAUAAUUAAAUUAAGUAAUAGUAAA